Molecule: messenger RNA, 1410 nt
Organism: Aegilops tauschii subsp. strangulata
Lineage: Eukaryota; Viridiplantae; Streptophyta; Magnoliopsida; Poales; Poaceae
Molecular function (GO): protein binding
Source: RefSeq, a predicted model, not a curated record
AUGGGCAGUGAACUGCUCGCAGCAAUGGUUGCCCCACCGGCGGAGCCUCCGUUGAUCCCAUCCACGAUCACUACCACCACUACCACCGGCAACGGAACAACCACCAGAACCAUCACAACAAUCACCACCACCACAUGCUCCUCCUCUGCCGCCGAUGGCACCACUACCACUACCACCACGACCACCACCACCACCACAGCAACAACCAUCACAACCACCUCCAAUGCCACAACCAUAUCAUCCCUCUGUGAUGAUGAUCUUCGCGAGAUCUUCCUCCGCCUCCCGAACCUCCCGGCUCUCAUCCGUGCGGCGCUCACCUGCCGCUCCUGGCUCGGAGCCAUCCGCUCUUCCUCAUCCUUCCGCCGCCUGUUCCGCGCCUUCCACCCGGCGCCCCUCAUCGGGCUCUUCCUUGAAAUUGACGAUGCUACCACCCCCUCAUUCGUCCCUCUGCGCCGGUCAGAUCCCGACGUCACCGCUGCCCUCCGCCGCGGGGACUUCUACCUCACUUCCCUUCCACUCAAGGCUGGCGCAUUCUCGGGUUGGAGUAUCACCGACUGCCGUGAUGGAUACAUCCUCCUAUGGAACAUGCUCGAUAAGCCGUCCGUCGCCGCCGUGAACCCCAUGACCUGGGCUGUGGACGUCAUCCCGUUGCCUGACGGUGUCAAGGCCGGGAGGCGCCGCAAUUUUGCCUACCUUGGCUUCCACCUGCUGUGUUCUGAUGAGAACCCCUGGUCGUUCCGUGUGGUCUGCGUCUGCUCGGAUCAGCGAAGGAUCCGUGUCGCUAUCUUCUCGUCGGAGACAUGGGAUUGGGUCGUCCACCCGUGGAUGCACACUGGUGGUGACUGCAGCCUAAAGUUCGAUGCUGGAAUGGUGGUGGAUGGUUCUGUUUACUGGCCUUACCAUGGCCAAGGACGAAUGAUAAAGAUCAACGCAGCGACCAUGGUUAUCACCACUGUGGAGCUACCCUGGCAGGUGAAGGUGGAGGGGUACAAUUUCAUGGCCGAGGAGACUAAGGAUGGACGGUUAUGCAUUGUCUAUGAAUCUGGUUUCUUCCUACAUGUUUGGAUCCGUGGUGUGGACGGUUAUGGACUUGAUAAUUGGGUGCUGCAUAACAUGAUACCUUUGAGCGAAGAAAUCGAUGAGAUCACUCAGGGGUUUGCUCUGGAGCUGCAGGGUGACCUCAAAGUUGUGCAGGUCAGGUCUGGAUACGUCUACUUGUCCACGACAUGCACGACCCCUGCCGGCACGCUCCACUGCUGGUUCUUCUCCCUGUCAUUGGACACCCUGGUGCUUGAGUUGCUCGUGGAGGGGAAAUUUAAUGGCUGUGCGCAUCCGUAUAAUAUGGCCUGGCCUCCUUCUUUGGUUGGUGAUGAUGGGAGCGCAGGGCAUGAAGUUGAAGCUUCUCACUGA